Molecule: messenger RNA, 842 nt
Organism: Solanum stenotomum
Lineage: Eukaryota; Viridiplantae; Streptophyta; Magnoliopsida; Solanales; Solanaceae
Exons: 7
Coding region: 67-654 (195 amino acids)
Biological process (GO): protein acetylation
Molecular function (GO): N-acetyltransferase activity
Source: RefSeq, a predicted model, not a curated record
UGUAUUGCCUAGCUUGAACUUUAAGCUGACUGAUGCACUGCCAACUGCUGGAAUUUUACAGAGAAAAUGAAGGUGAGCGUGGAAGGGGAGAAGGUGAUACUGGUACCCUACAUGAGAGAGCAUGUGCCAAAGUACCAUGAAUGGAUGCAAGAUCCUCUUCUCCUUCAAGCAACUGGUUCUGAACCACUUACCCUUGAGCAAGAAUAUGAAAUGCAACUUUCUUGGACCCAAGACCCUUUAAAGCAGACUUUCAUCGUGUUGGACAGGGAACUAAUUGUUGGAAACUUCACUCAUGGAGAACCUCAUGUUGAAGCCAUGGUUGGUGAUGUGAACAUAUACGUGAAUGACUUGGAUGAUCCCCAAAUGGCUGAAGUCGAGAUUAUGAUAGCUGAACCAAAAAGUCGUGGCAAAGGGCUUGGCAAAGAAUCUGUUCUCAUGAUGAUGACAUUUGCAGUUGAUAAUUUCAAGAUACAUACCUUCCGUGUCAAAAUUGGAGAAUUAAAUCAGGCCUCUCUCAGCCUAUUCCAAAAAUUGGGUUUCAAUGAGACCUCUUACAGUAAAAUAUUCAACGAGAUGACCUUGGAGUUGCCAAUGACCGAGUCAAAGAUUUUUGAGCUGCGUCAAUUAGGUGGGAAUAUGGUUACACAUUCAUAGCACAUGAAGACACAUGGUGUAUGCUGAUGACAGAGUCAAUGUACGGUGUUGGGAUGAAAAUGGAUGCAUCUGAGGGAUGUCGUUCGAGACUGAGAGUCCACCUUGCCAGACAUGAUUUACUGUGGUUCCAUUGCCCAGUGGCCCUAUAGUCGCAAAGAUAAUCAUCUCGUUGUUCAAGUAUUCUGCAG